AUGGAGCCCCUGUCAGGCCCUGCAAGCAGGCGGCAUGUCCCCUGGAGCAGGCUCCUGCUGGCAGUCUCACUCUUAACUUUCUGGACCCCGCCCACCACUGCCCAGCUCACUGUUGAAACGGCGCCCUCUCUUGCUGCAGAAGGGUUGGAUGUUCUUCUACUUGCCCACAACGUGACAAAGAAUCCUCUAGCCUAUGCCUGGCACAGAGGAGAAAGGGUAGACAAUGCCCAGCUAAUUGCAUCGUAUAGGGUAGGUAAUAAUGCAACUACCAAUGGGCCUGUGUACAGCAGACGGGAGACACUUUACCCCAACGGAACCCUGCUGAUCCGGAACGUCACCCAGAAAGACACAGGAUCCUACACCCUGCUCGUUACAAAGGAGGAUUUACAGACAGAAAGACAGGCUGGACACCUCCACGUGCACCCGGUGCUACCCUCACCCGUCAUCACCAGCAACCUCUCCAACCCCAGGGAGCACGAGGACACUGUGGUGUUAACAUGUGGAUCUGAGACCCAGAACACCUCCUACAUGUGGUGGAUCAACAGUCAGAGCCUUCCCAAGAGCACCAGGCUGGAACUGUCCGAGGACAAGAGGACUCUCACAGUAGUCACCGUGACAAGGAAUGACACAGGACCCUAUGUGUGUGAAGCCCGGAACCCAGUGAGUGUCAGCCGCAGUGACCCAUUCACCCUGGAUGUCCUCUCCCCUGUGGCAAAACCCUCCCUCCAAGCCAGCAACGCCACAGUCACAGAACACAAGGGCCCCGUGGUCCUGACCUGCCUCGCAGAUGAGACUGGGGUCUCCAUACGCUGGUUCUUCAAAGGUCAGAGUCUCCUCCUCGCAGAGAGGAUGACACUGUCCUCAGACAAGAGCACCCUCACCAUAGACCCCGUCAGCAGAGAGGACACCGGGGAUUAUCAGUGUGAGGCCUUCAACAGGGGCAACUCCAGCAGAAGCGACCCCCUCAGGCUGCGUGUGACCUGGCAAGAAAACAGCCGAGCCCUCGGUGUGGGGGCCAUAACUGGCAUCGUGAUUGGGGUCCUGCUUGUGCUGACGCCGCUGGCUGGCCUGGGGUGUUUCAUUUUCCUUCACAGAGGGAACUGGCCCCCAGCGUCCACCUCAGGACGUGGUCCCUCUGGCAGCUCUGUCUCCCAGGCCUCCCUACCUGAUGCCAGGCCUCCAGCUCCCAUCUACCAGGAAUUACUACGUCCUGACACAGACGUUUACUGUCAUAUCAGCCACAAAGCAGAUGUGGGUCCUUAG
This is a messenger RNA of Budorcas taxicolor (takin), 1263 nucleotides long. Its product is annotated as carcinoembryonic antigen-related cell adhesion molecule 3-like. Gene Ontology annotation, molecular function: protein tyrosine kinase binding. The record is from RefSeq and is a predicted model, not a curated record. The transcript has 9 exons. Gene Ontology annotation, cellular component: plasma membrane; cell surface. Lineage: Eukaryota; Metazoa; Chordata; Mammalia; Artiodactyla; Bovidae. Bases 1 to 1263 code for a protein of 420 amino acids. Gene Ontology annotation, biological process: signal transduction; regulation of immune system process.